AUGGAACCAACCAGGAAUUAUGAAACAUAUAUCAUCUCUGCUCCAGAGGCUCCUCCAUGUCCAAACACACCACUUCAGGACCCCAAAGAGAGCAAACAGAAACUAGUUGAGGAAGAUGAAGAGGAAGCUAAUAAAGAUCAAGAAAAAGAGAUGAAGCCCAAUAUUUUAGUAGAUCUUGAGCAUUCAAAUGGUGGGUUCAAUCCAGAACUCAACCUCAUUGAUUGCCUGGACAUCGGUUCAUCAGAAGGUACAGCUGCCCCUAGGUCUGAUGGGGCAGAGCCUAGAGUUUUCUCAUGCAACUACUGUCAAAGAAAAUUCUACAGCUCACAGGCACUUGGAGGGCACCAAAAUGCCCACAAAAGAGAGAGGACCCUAGCAAAGAGAGGACAGAGGAUGUUAGGGACACAUGUAAUGGCCUCAGCAGCUGCAGGUUUUGGGUACCCUUACUUGCAUCAUCACCAUCACCACCAUAUUUCAAGCUUGGCUUCUCUGCCUCUCCAUGGCGCUGCUUAUAAUCACAAAACUUUGGACAUUCAGGCGCACUCAAUGAUUCACAAGCCUAAUUCUCACAUGUCAUCUUCUUCUAUUGGGUUCGGAAGUUCGUAUGGAAAUCGUGGCUACAGGUCAAGACCGCUCAUUGAUCAACAACCAGCAAUUGGGAAGCUAGCCGCAGCAGCGGCAGAGAAUUUCCAAACGACGUCAGGGAGAGGCGGUGCUGGUAGAUUUGACAUGGGAAAGAACAAGAUGGGUUCCCAAGCCAAUGACGAAAUUGGUAAAUUCUGGUUGGCAAACGGCAGUCGUUUCAGUAGUGAUCAGGAGGAAAUGAAGAAGCUUGACUUAUCCCUCAAGCUCUAG
This is a messenger RNA of Prunus armeniaca (apricot), 855 nucleotides long. Lineage: Eukaryota; Viridiplantae; Streptophyta; Magnoliopsida; Rosales; Rosaceae. The record is from the annotation of a GenBank genome assembly.